GACGCGCUUUUCACUGGGUUGUUAGAAGAAGUAAACGAGAUUGUGAGAGUCCCUUUCCUACAAGAGGACCUGGUACAGAGCGAGCUUUGUCACUGGCCAGGGAUUCCAACGCUCACUUGUUGAGAGGCUGUUCUCAGAGGGCAGGUCAGAGAAACAUGGCAGCUAGGCGAAUUGCACAGGAGACUUUUGAUGCUGUAUUGCAAGAAAAAGCUAACCGAUAUCACAUGGACCCCAGUGGUGAGGCCGUAGGUGAAGCUCUUCAGUUUAAAGCUCAAGAUCUUCUAAGGACAGUCCCAAGAGCCAGAGCAGAUAUGUAUGAUGACAUUCCUAGUGACAGCAGAUAUGCUCUGGCUGGAUCUGUAGCCCACCCUCGAGACACUGGAAGAGAAAGCCUGAGAGGUGAUGUAUUUCCAGGACCUUCCUUCAGAUCAAGCAAUCCUUCUGUAAGUGAAGACAACUACUUUCGCAAAGAGUGUGGCCGGGAUUUGGAAUUUUCCCACCCUGAUUCCCGAGACCAGGUUUUUGGCCACCGGAAAUUGGGACAUUUCCGUUCUCAGGACUGGAAAUUUGCGCUCCGUGGCUCUUGGGAACAAGACUUUGCCCACUCCGUUUCUCAAGAAUCCCCUUGGUCACAGGAGUAUAAUUUUGGUCCUUCUGCACUACUGGGGGACUUUGGUUCCUCCAGGCUGAUUGAGAAAGAGUGUUUGGAGAAAGAGAGUCAGGAUUACGACGUGGACCGUCCAGGGGAGGCAGACUCUGUGCUCAGGGGCAGUGCCCAAGUCCAGGGCAGAGGCCGAGGUCUAAACAUCGUUGACCAGGAAGGGGCCCUUUUAGGGAAGGGAGAGACUCAGGGCCUACUCCCAACUAAAGGGGGAGUCGGGAAACUUGUCACACUAAGAAGUGUGAGCACAAAGAAAGUACCCACUGUAAAUCGUAUUACUCCCAAAACUCAGGGCACCAACCAAAUCCAGAAAACCACCUCAAGUCCUGAUGUGACCCUGGGGACAAACCCAGGGACAGAAGAUAUCCAGUUUCCCACUCAGAUCCCUUUGGGGCUCAAUUUGAAGGAUAUUCGGCUCCCCAGAAGAAAGAUGAGCUUUGACCUCAUAGAUAAGUCUGACGUUUUUUCAAGAUUUGGGAUAGAAAUAAUCAAAUGGGCAGGAUUCCAUACCAUAAAAGAUGAUGUUAAAUUUUCCCAACUUUUCCAGACUCUCUUUGAACUCGAAACCGAAACCUGUGCUAAAAUGCUCGCUUCGUUCAAAUGCUCCUUAAAACCAGAGCACAGAGAUUUUUGCUUUUUUACUAUCAAAUUUUUAAAGCACUCUGCUUUGAAAACACCCAGAGUUGAUAACGAGUUUUUAAACAUGCUUUUAGACAAAGGUGCUGUGAAGACCAAAAAUUGCUUUUUUGAAAUCAUAAAGCCCUUUGACAAGUACAUAAUGAGGCUUCAAGACCGGCUCCUGAAGAGUGUAACACCCCUGCUCAUGGCGUGCAAUGCUUAUGAGCUGAGUGUCAAGAUGAAGACCCUCAGUAACCCCCUGGACUUGGCUAUUGCCCUGGAGACCACCAAUUCUCUCUGCCGGAAAUCUUUAGCCCUUUUGGGACAGACUUUCUCCUUGGCGUCUUCUUUCCGGCAGGAGAAAAUCUUAGAAGCCGUGGGCCUCCAAGAUAUAGCUCCUUCUCCUGCCGCAUUUCCAAAUUUCGAAGACUCUACUCUGUUUGGGAGAGAAUACAUCGAUCACCUGAAGGCCUGGCUGGUCAGCAGUGGGUGUCCGCUCCAGGUCAAGAAAGCUGAACCUGAGCCAACCCAAGAGGAGGAGAAAAUGGUUCCUCCUACCAAACUGGAAAUUCAGGCCAAGGCUCCGAGUGGUCUGAGUGAUGCAGUCCCCCAGCGAGCAGAUCACAAGGUGGUGGACACAAUCGACCAGCUGGUCACUCGUGUUGUUGGAGGCAGCCUAUCUCCCAAAGAGAGAGCUCUUCUCAAGGAGGACCCUGCUUACUGGUUUUUGUCUGAUGACAGUAGUCUGGAAUACAAAUAUUACAAGCUGAAGCUGGCAGAAAUGCAGCGGAUGAGCCACACCUUGCCAGGAGCAGAUCAAAAGCCAACAGCGGCAGAGUGUGCAGUCCGGGCCAUGCUGUAUGCUCGGGCGAUCCGGAGCCUCAAGAAGAGGCUCCUCCCAGGCCGGCGGCGGGGGCUGCUCCGCACCCAAGGGCUCCGGGGCUGGAAGGUGAGGAGAGCAACCACUGGGACCCAGACCCUCCUCUCCUCGGGCACCAGACUGAAACACCAUGGCCGGCAGGCUCCAGGUUCAUUGCAGGGAAAGCUGUCCCAGCCAGAUGGAAAUGAAACUGCCAAGGACUGCCCGCCUGACCCGGCCGGACCCUCUCCUGGGGACCCCAGCCCAGAAGCCUCGGGCCCAUCCCCCAAGCCAGCAGGAGUGGGAGUCUCUGAAGCCCCUCAGACCUCCUCUCCCUGCCCAUCUGCUGACGUUGACAUGAAGACCAUGGAAACUGCAGAGAAGCUGGCCAGAUUUGUUGCUCAGGUGGGACCAGAGAUUGAACAGUUCAGCAUAGAAAACAGCACUGACAACCCUGACUUGUGGUAUGUAGCCAUCGUGCCCUUUGAAUUUGAACGUGUGUGGGUACGGAUGUGUUUCUUGUGUUUUCCAGUUCAUGAACCAGUUCGCAUCGCCUACGACAGACCUCGGGGUCGUCCCGUGUCCAAAAAGAAGAAACCCAAGGACUUUGACUUUGCCCAGCAGAAGCUGACUGACAAGAACCUGGGGUUCCAGAUGCUGCAGAAGAUGGGCUGGAAGGAGGGCCACGGCCUGGGCUCCUGUGGGAAGGGCAUCAGGGAGCCCGUCAGCGUGGGAACUGCAUCGGAAGGGGAGGGGUUAGGUGCUGACGGGCAGGAGCACAAGGAAGACACAUUUGACGUGUUCCGUCAGAGGAUGAUGCAGAUGUACAGACACAAACGGGCCAACAAAUAGAUGAAACCAUUGGUGAGAAAACUAAGGCUCGAAGCAGCAAUUGCUCUUAAAGCGCCACCUCUGCCCCGGAUCUGCCCUGGAGCCAGUGGCCAAGUAGGUUCGGUGUGUACACGAGAGGCAAGCGUCUCUGCAGCUCUGGUGUGGAGGGUCCGAACGCUGGCUUUUCUUCUUCUUAAAGGAAAAAAGAAUGCGCCAUUUCCGAUCUGCUUUUGCCUUUCCCCCUCUUCCAAAUGCUUAUGGCAGCCAGUCCCCUGCAAGUCUUUCCUGGCUCCCCCUAGGAAGGAUGUGCUGCCCUUGGAAGCACCGGGGCCCUGUUUGUGCUCAGGAACCAGCUCUGGGCGGGUCUCCCGUCGCAGAGAACCUUGCUCUCAGAGGUGCUCUCUUAGCAAACUUGGUGCCCAAAUGAUGACAGAUGGUGGCUUUUCGUUGCUUCCAGGCUGUAAAUAGGGGAUGUAAUCCGGUAUUAGUGAAGUCCGCUCUGGUCCACAGCCUGCGGGUUGGGGCAUGGGAACUCUUUGAACAAGUGGAGAUACUUGAUUCCACGAACGUCGUAUUUAUGGAGGCUCGGCUCUUAAAUGCCUCCCAAGAGACGUAAUAGAAGUUUAGCGACAGGAUAAUAGAGCAGUAUUCAGUGGGGAGGAAUCAUUACGUUGAUAAAACCUCUCUCAAAUUCACAUGUCUCCCUAGAAUCCACAAACUGCAGUUUGCUUUCUUUAAAAACCACAUAUGGAGUCUCUUCUACCAACGGCUGGGGGUGUGAACUCUUCAAGAGGCUUCAUUCCUGGCCUGCGCAGCAGCGUGAAGAAUUGUGUUAUCAGGGCCUUUGUACAGAACAGAAGCAGGGCGGGCCGGCGGCUGCUUGCUGUUUCUAGGCGCGUGACGGCUGCCCUUCAUCUUCCCCCGGCGCACCCUCCUUGCAGCUGCGUGCGAAGUUCUCAGGCCGUGGGGGUCUCGGGCCUUUCUCAUAAAGCAGCAGUGUGGAAGUUUUAAAUCUUUACUCAGAUCUGGGGACCUUGGGAUCCUGCUGACACUGUGAGCUCGGGGUGGGGGGGCCCCCAGCCGUGAGUUACCGUGUUGGCCAAUCUUCCCUUUGUCUUGUGGGGCCCACACCCACCGUCACAGGCCUGUGCUGUGUCUCUUCGUGUCCGGUGGAGCCUCCAGGCUCUCCUUGCCCCUGGUUGCUCCUGUUGCGUGGGCGCCCGGCAGAUCUUUAUGGCCAGGGAGAUGAUGGAGGUGCCUCAGCAAAGUCAAAGCAGCCUGCAGGGGCCGUGUGGUAUAGGGGAACCACAGCUGUAGGGGUUCAGGUUCAUCUCCUUUCUUUCCUAAUCCUUCCAGUAGCUUUCCUUGCUGGCCAUGGGUUGAGCGCAUGGAUGGAACUCUGAGCCAAAAGACAGCCCUUUGGCAGACUGCCUUUGACAGAGUGCCCCAUUGGCCCCGAGCAAGAUGUGGACUCCCCCAGUAGGUUCUCGCUCUUUCUCUGCAGCAUAGAUAGCUCUGACCAUCAUAUGCACGUUGUGCUAGUAUAUUCGUUCUUGGCUCUCUCCGCUUCUAUCUGUAAGUAAAAUGCUUUAAGAAUUCCCAGGGUAUAAGCCCUGUCCCCGCAGCCUCCUGCCACUCUUCCUCCUGGGGACAUCCCGCUUUGAGCUGACCCUGGGAGCCUUUGGCACAUGUCAAAGGGAACACCUCCUUCUUGAUCCUGGAAAGUCCUGUGAGCACUCAGGUGAUGCUUUUCCUGUGGGGCUGGCGUCAUGGGAGCCGGGGCGGAGCCUGGUGGUGCGUCCUCGCACCGGCUGUUGGCCAGGGACCAGGGCACACGGGCCCUCCGCGCUCGCCCUUGCGCUCCCUGGCAAAGGCUGCUCUCAGGGAGUGUGCGUGCGAGCGCGAUGUGCGGUUGCAUAGCCUUGUCAAAGUCACAGUGUCUUUUCUGUCA
Leptonychotes weddellii (Weddell seal) is the source of this 4920-nucleotide messenger RNA. The record is from RefSeq and is a predicted model, not a curated record. Lineage: Eukaryota; Metazoa; Chordata; Mammalia; Carnivora; Phocidae.